This is a messenger RNA of Klebsormidium nitens, 588 nucleotides long. Lineage: Eukaryota; Viridiplantae; Streptophyta; Klebsormidiophyceae; Klebsormidiales; Klebsormidiaceae. The record is from the annotation of a GenBank genome assembly.
AUGGGGAGGUUGACGUCGUACUCGAUCUGGCUUGCAACCUACAAGGUUCCGACCUUUCGGAGUUCAGACGCAAUUCAUGAUGAGGGAGCUGCGGCUCGCGACUUGGUCGCAAAAGGCUAUGUCGUGUUCCCGGCAGACACCGAGUGGGAUUCCAAGGCAAAGGGAGGGAAGGGACGGAAAGAAAUGAAGCCCCCAACAAAAUGGCAGGCGUCCACCUUAGCCAACUGCCUGACCAACCACUUCUUCCAGCCCCAUCACAAUACGCUGCUGAUCAACACGGCGGCGUCUGGUAUCCUCGUGCUGGACUUUGACCUCGGUGACGGGGGCAUGGAGCAGCUAGCAAUUUGGGAGAUAGAGCACGGCGCGUUUGAUGCUCCUCGAGUGCGUACGGGCAGCGGGGGGGUGCACAUCUACUUCUCUCAUCAGAGAAGCCUUGAGUCGGGGCUGGGCGCAGAGACACCGACCCACUUUGCAAAGCUAGAGCUAAGAGUCCGAGACCCGGACUCUGGAAAGGCGGUUUUGAAGAAGGUGGGAGUCGACAUGAGGGGUGUUAGCUCAAACGGCAUGAUCGCAUGCCCCCGGUCGUGA